AACCAAUUCUCAUUUACAAUGACAGCUCCCUUUGACUGGAAUCAUCUGUAGGAUCUGCUCAUAUUGGACUCUUUGAGGCAGGAACAUCUGGCUGUAGAGGUUCCUGUCGAUAUUGUAUUGACAUUUUUUAUGUAUGCUGUGUGUUUGAAUAGUCUAUGACUUUUAUGUUCUGAUGCCUGCCUGAGUCAAGACACUCAUACAAAGAGUUUUAUUUCUGUUUUUUUGCGUUUUGAUUUCAGGGUUUUAUUCUUUUACUCGCUCUGAUCCCAGCAGCCAUCUGUGCCCCGGUGUUUCGUCCAGACGACUGCACUGAUGUGUACAAUGGAGGCUUUGAAUACAGUGGUGUGUACUCCAUCUACACAACAGGACGUGUCCGGGUCUACUGCGACAUGGGCUCUGAUGAGGAAAGUGUGAAAUGGACUGUGAUUCAGAGAAGAAAAGACGGCACCGUGAACUUUUAUUAUGGAUGGGACCAGUACAGAACUGGAUUUGGAGAACCAUCAGGAGAAUUCUGGCUGGGACUGGAGAACAUCCAUGUCCUUACUCAGAGGAAGAGCUAUGAACUGAGAGUAGACAUGGAGGACUUUGAGGGCAACAAGGCCUACGUCUAUUAUUCCACCUUCUCUGUGGGUCCGGAGGAAGACGGCUACAGGCUUCAAGUCGGUGGCUUCAGAAAUGGAAGACGUGGAGAUGUUGCUGGAGAUUCAUUCACUGUCCAUGAUGGUAUGAAGUUUUCUACAUUUGACAAAGACCAGGACACCGAUGGACGAAACUGUGCUGAGCUCUACCAUGCAUGGUGGUACAGAGGCUGUUUCGCUGAUAAUCCUAACGGUGUUUAUUUAUGGGGCCGCACCUCAACCUCCGGGAUCGGAAUCAACUGGACGACUUGGAGAGGACAUGAAUAUUCUCUGAAGUCAUUUGAAAUGAAGAUACGACCCAAAGAGUGAUAUCAGAUGUCAGAUUAUCACGCUCAUCACAUGCGCUGCCUGGCCAAUAAACAGCCACACACACUGCAGGACAGUCUUUUGUAGAGGUUAACCAAUAUAGGUUUGUUGAUUUUUCUUUUUUUCUGUGACCAAUGAUGAUGAUACUAUGGGAGUUUUUGUUUGUUUAUUUUAUUUAUUUAUUUUUAGGGGAACAAAAACAUAACUUUUUAGGGUGAUUUUCUUCAUUUCUUUUUUUUGGGGGGGAAAAAUGUGAUGAUUAUUGUUGGUGGGGGAGAAACGUCUUUGUUAACUUUCACCAGUAAUCCAUGAUGAUGUUGUAACAUCUCUCAGUUCUCCUCCCAUCUGAGCUGCUUCCAAAAAAGCUUUUCAACUUAACUCAUCUCUGACUCGGUUCACCUAAUAACCUAAUGACCCUCACUUGUCCAGAUGCAGAGCGUGCUGCAAAUCAAUAAAAGUGGAUGCCACGGAUGAAGCAGCAGUUACAAGUUGCCCUCCCAUCUUAAGCUGUGUCAGUACAAUCAGUCCCUGAAUUUGAGGGAAUUGGUCCUGGAAGGUCCUUGAAUCUGUGUGAUCACUUACAGUGGCGUCACAGAAUCUUCAAACAGCUUUCUGCCACAGAGAUGCAAAAGAAGAAAACACAAGCUAAAAGUAAAUCUGAUAUCAAGUUCUGAAAAUGAAAGAAAUCUGCAUAUCAUACGAUGACAUGCUGCUUUACUCAUUUACUGUGAGGGGUUUAUUUUGCUAUGAAAUCAUCAUGGCAACCUGGUAAAAAUAAACGAAAAUCUGUCAGGAAGAAGUGAUGUGCAUAUUUUUAUAUAGUAGCUCCAUGGUUCUCAAACUGUGGUACAUGUACCACCAGUGGGAAGCAAGCUGUCUUU
Solea solea (common sole) is the source of this 1825-nucleotide messenger RNA. RefSeq names its product microfibril-associated glycoprotein 4-like. The coding region runs from base 390 to 947 and encodes 185 amino acids. The transcript has 4 exons. NCBI's taxonomy places the organism in Eukaryota, Metazoa, Chordata, Actinopteri, Pleuronectiformes, Soleidae. Gene Ontology annotation, biological process: elastic fiber assembly. The record is from RefSeq and is a predicted model, not a curated record.